Molecule: messenger RNA, 954 nt
Organism: Nyctereutes procyonoides (raccoon dog)
Lineage: Eukaryota; Metazoa; Chordata; Mammalia; Carnivora; Canidae
Product: olfactory receptor-like protein OLF4
Exons: 2
Coding region: 1-954 (317 amino acids)
Biological process (GO): G protein-coupled receptor signaling pathway
Cellular component (GO): membrane
Molecular function (GO): olfactory receptor activity; G protein-coupled receptor activity
Source: RefSeq, a predicted model, not a curated record
AUGGAGCCAGGAAACCUUACAGGAGUUUCAGAGUUUCUUCUUCUGGGGUUUUCAGAAGGACCAGAACUGCAGCCCUUCAUAUUUGGGCUUUUCCUCUCCAUGUACCUGAUCACUGUGUUUGGAAACCUGCUCCUCAUCCUGGCUGUCAGCUCUGACUCCCACCUCCACACCCCCAUGUACUUUUUCCUUGCCAACCUGUCCUUUGUAGACAUCUGUUUCACCUCCACCACCGUCCCCAAGAUGCUGAUAAACAUCCAGACUCAGAGCAAAGUGAUCACUUAUGAAGGAUGCCUCAGCCAGAUGUAUUUUUUCAUACUCUUUGCAGGAUUAGACAUCUUUCUCCUGACUGUGAUGGCUUAUGACCGCUUUGUAGCCAUCUGCCACCCCCUGCACUACUUGGUCAUCAUGAACCCUCGGGUAUGUGGACUGCUGGUUCUGGUGCCCUGGAUCAUGAACAUCUUGAAUUCCUUGUUAGAAAGCAUAAUGGUGUUGCAUUUGUCCUUCUGUACAGAGGUGGAAAUCCCCCACUUUUUCUGUGAACUCAAUCAGAUGAUACAACUUGCAUGUUCUGACACCUUUUUCAGUAACAUGGUGAUGUAUUUUGCAGCUGUGCUUCUGGGUGGUGUUCCUUUUGCUGGAAUCCUUUACUCUUAUUCCAAGAUAGUUUCCUCUAUACGUGGAAUCUCAUCAUCUCAGGGAAAGUAUAAAGCAUUUUCCACCUGUGCAUCUCACCUUUCAGUUGUCUCCUUAUUUUAUUGUACAGUCCUGGGAGUGUACCUUAGCUCUGCUGCUCCCCAGAGCUCCAACUCAAGUGCAGUGGCCUCAGUGAUGUACACUGUGGUCACACCCAUGCUGAACCCCUUCAUCUACAGCCUGAGGAACAGAGACAUUAAGAGGACUCUUAUGAGUUUGAUGAAAAGUAUUUCUUUCUCAGGCACUUCAUCUACCAAUUGA